Diaporthe citri is the source of this 1371-nucleotide messenger RNA. RefSeq lists its product as uncharacterized. The transcript is spliced from 4 exons. Lineage: Eukaryota; Fungi; Ascomycota; Sordariomycetes; Diaporthales; Diaporthaceae. The coding region runs from base 1 to 1371 and encodes 456 amino acids. The record is from RefSeq and is a predicted model, not a curated record.
AUGGCUGGACUCGUAGACAAACUGACAGCCUCAGGAGGCACCGAAAACGCAGGAUUCCUCAAUGACAUCGUUGCACAACUAUGGCCCAACAUCAAUGUCGCUGGCGGCAGGAUGAUCAAGGAGAUAGUCGAGCCCAUCCUCGCCUCCACGCUUCCCGGCCCUCUCUCUUCUCUCCGUUUCGUCAAGGUCGACCUGGGGCAAGAGCCCAUCAGGAUAUCCGAGGUGGAUGUCCACAAGACCCAAAAUGGCGGCAUCAAGCUUGACAUGGAUAUCGUUUGGGAUGGCAAGAGCGAUAUUGAUCUUGAAGGAUCCUUGGUCCCCAAGCUGGGAAUCAAAAACAUCCACCUGCAGGUGGCCUUCAUCAACCCACCUACGCUCAAGCUCGACUUCACCGAUGCAGCCAAUCUCGCCGACUGCUUCCUGGUUGACAAGGCUAUCCGCAAAAUUAUACUCAACAUCGUCUCCUCCAUGGCUGUCCUUCCCAAUCGCUUCUUGGUCAAGCUUGAUAACAACAACGAUUACUUCAAGACCUACUUGCCCCACCUCGGAGCCCUCCGCCUGACUGUUGAGAAGGCAACUGGAGUCCGAGGCCCGAAGAAGAACGCUGUCAUGAAACUGCUGAACAAGAUCGUCAAGGACAUACCUGACUGCUACUGCAAGGUCGCCGUCGGCGCCGAGGAAGAAUGGCGGACUUCGACCAAGAAGGACGAAAACAACCCGGAGUGGAACGAGACUCACGACUUCCUCGUGGCCGACAACGACCAGGAGAUCGUGAUCGAUGUGCAGGACGAGGAUCUUGGCAGCGAUGACGAUAUUGGAAUCGCCACUACCACCGUCAAGGACAUCUUGCUCGAUGGCGGCUCGAAGGAGCUGCAGCUCUUCCACAACGGCGACCCAGUAGAUGCCAGGGUCAGCGUCAGAGCUCAGUUCUACAACUUUGUUGAUGACGCCGGGAUCCUGUCCAGCAAGAGCGACGCGGAGGAGGGCCAGAUGGUUGGGCUCGCCACAGUGCUCAUUGGCAGCGUCUCCGGACUGCAGGGCCAGCGAGACGAGCUGAACCCCAGCGUCAAGGUGUCGUGGGGCGAGAAGGAGUUCUUCACCGCCGCCAAAUCCUACACCCCAGGAACGGACAUCUUCAACCCGUCUUUCGACCAGGCCUUCAGGAUUCCGUUGACCGCCGCCUUGCUUGCCAACCCAGAAAGCUUCAAGCUUACUCUGCUGAACAAGAAGGACGAGACGGCCACCUUCGAGAUCCCAUUCUCGGACAUUCUUCAGGCCCCUGGCCUGAUUAAGGAGGACAGCUUCGCCGUCGGUCUUGGCGUGACUGUAAGGGCUAGCAUUUCGCUCCGCGCCUUGCGACUCGCCCACUAG